AUGGGAGCUUCGAGUUCUAGAUUAGACGAAGACGGGAGUCUGCAGCUAUGCCGGGCGAGAAAGAAAUUCAUCAAACAGGCUCUUAACGGCAGGUGUUCUCUCGCAGCAGCUCAUAUUGCAUAUAUAGAGGAACUGAAAAUCGUAGGGGCAUCUUUAAGGAGAUUUGUGGAGUUCGAUGCUGAAUUCGAGCCUUUAGCAAGUGCAACCCCGGAGCCCCAUUCUGUAAAGUCCGUCUCCCGGUCUGUAUCACAAAAUGUCGAUGCAAUGGCAAAUCAUUCACCACCUUCUUCGACUCCUGGUUCGAAUCUGUUCCAAACUCAUCAUAUGAAGUUCAGAAGCCCAUUCUCCAAAAAAGUCGAAGAGAAGCCUCCCGUGCCUGUUGCAGUCUCGGUUUCUUCCACGACUCCUCUGCCUACCACCCCUCGCUCCACUGAAGUACCGGAAGCAUCAGCUUUCAAAACUGCUGAUGAACCAGAGAAUCCACCUUGGGAUUAUUUUGGUCUUUCUAAUCCAACUGAGCAGCGAUUCUCUGCACAAGAGGGCCGAGGAUUUGAUCAGGGUUUGGAGAAGUCAGAUGGAAGAGAAGAUUCGCUGAUAUCAGAUGUUGAAUUUGAAGAACCGGCCACUGCUACCCUUGUUCGAUGUUUCAAAAACGUGAACAUGUCUAAAGAAAAUCUUGCCAAAGAUUCAUCUUCCUUAUCUUCUGAAGAUAAUGUAUCUGAAACCAUGUUUCCGAGUGCGAAGGAAAUAAAAGAAGAUAUUGUGAAUGGAAUUUCACCAGCGAAACAAACGGAAGUUGAAGAUCAAGUUGUUCUAAAGGACUUUCUUACGAGCAUGAAAACGAUUGAUCAGCUUUUUGCUAGAGCGUCUGAAUCAGGAAAAGAAGUAAUAAAGAUGCUUGAGGCAAAUAAAUUACAUUUCCGGCAAGUUAUACAUGGAAAACAACGUGGUUCAGCAUCACUACUGAAAUCUUGCUUUUCCUGUGGGGACGAUCCGAGCCAGGUUCCACAAGAGCCGCCUCAAGAGACUGUCAAGUCCUUUACUUGGCCUCACACGGAAUCAUCUCCUUCCGAUUCAUCUUUGAAUCUUCUAGGUGCUAAUUACACUGAUGGCGUUGAAGAUCUUAGUAAUAAUCUCUUCGACAACUUCUGCAUGGUCUCUGGAAGCCACGCGUCAACCUUGGAUAGGCUUUAUGCGUGGGAAAAGAAGCUUUACAUUGAAGUUAAGGCUGGUGAGAUGCUUCAGAGUAAUUUUGAUCAGAAAUGCAAACUUCUCCUAGAGCAAGAAUACCACGCAGGGAAUACCGACAAGACACGAGCUGUAAUCAAAGGACUGCACUCGAGAAUUCGAGUUUCUGUGCAUCGAAUCAAGUCCAUCUCAAAGAAGAUCGAAGAAAUUAGAGAUAGAGAGCUUCAGCCGCAGCUUGAGGAGCUACUAGAGGGGUUAAGGAAGAUGUGGGAGAUGAUGGUGCAAUGCCAUAAGCUUCAGCUACAUACGAUACCGGUAUCUAAAAUUCCCGGAAGCACGGAUCUCAUCAUGCAGUCAGAUUCUCGGAGACAGGUCACCAUCCAUCUGAAGAAUGAACUAAGCUACCUGUCAUCCAUCUUCACAAAAUGGAUCAACGCGCAAAAGCUCUACGUGGAUUCCAUCAAUAUGUGGCUCUACAAGUGCGUUUUGCUUCCGCGGAAUACUUCUAAGAGGAGCAAAAGGAUGAGACCUCCGCCCAUAAAAAACAUAGGUCCACCGGUAUACAUGAUAUGCAAUACCUGGUUAAAGAUGUUCGACAAACUCCCUUGUAAAGAAGUUGUCGACUCUAUCAAGUACUUGGAGGUCGACGUCGCACACUUUCUGCCUCAUCAAGAGAAGAUGAAGAAGAAGGCCGCGAGAAGUACCAUUGUGGGAGACGAAGACGAGGCACCAACGCCUGCUUUGGAUCGUUUCAAGACAAGCUUGGCUGGAUUUGUUGGGAGAUUGAACGACUUUGCUGAGUCGUCCGAGGGGCUGUUCUCGGACCUCCAGAAGGAAAUCGAGGAAGCUAAGAAAAACUAUGAAGUGUUGAAGUCACAACAGGCAUAG
Salvia splendens (bonfire salvia) is the source of this 2076-nucleotide messenger RNA. RefSeq names its product protein ALTERED PHOSPHATE STARVATION RESPONSE 1. Lineage: Eukaryota; Viridiplantae; Streptophyta; Magnoliopsida; Lamiales; Lamiaceae. Bases 1 to 2076 code for a protein of 691 amino acids. The record is from RefSeq and is a predicted model, not a curated record. The transcript has 5 exons.